This is a messenger RNA of Talaromyces atroroseus, 1578 nucleotides long. RefSeq lists its product as hypothetical. Gene Ontology annotation, cellular component: membrane. Gene Ontology annotation, molecular function: transmembrane transporter activity. The transcript is spliced from 9 exons. Gene Ontology annotation, biological process: transmembrane transport. Lineage: Eukaryota; Fungi; Ascomycota; Eurotiomycetes; Eurotiales; Trichocomaceae. The record is from RefSeq and is a predicted model, not a curated record. Bases 1 to 1578 code for a protein of 525 amino acids.
AUGACGGCCAACUCUGGAGCUCAGGAGCAUCCUGAGACCCAUCUGAAGCCGCGGCUCUCAAGGCUCACUAUGGUCGCGAUGACCUUUGCCAUUCUCAACACCUGGAUUGCCCUUGCUGGAUCAAUCGGCCUUGUUCUCCCCUCCGGUGGGCCGGUUUCGUUUCUUUACGGAUUCAUAUUCUGCGUUAUAUGCAACUUCGCCAUGGCUGCUAGUUUAGGAGAGCUUGCAGCCAUCUGGCCGACGGCUGGAGGGCAGUAUCACUUUGUCUACGCCUUAUCCCCAGAGAAAUGGAGAAAGAUAUUGAGUUUCUGGGUCGGUUGGGCAAACAUUGCCGGUUGGUUGACACUGGUCACUACUGAGGGUUUCUUUGCCUCCCAGUUCAUUUCCGCCGCAGCAGUCAUUGCCUCAAACGGAUCAUAUGUCAUUGAGGCAUGGAAGACGUAUUUGAUAUUUCUAGCCAUCUUGACAUUUACUACAGGUGCAAACAUUUGGGGCAACAAAAUCUUGGGUCGGUGGAAUGAUGCAGCGUUGUACUGGUCCCUCUUGGCUGUCGUGAUCAUUAGCAUUGUCAUCUUAGCAACUUCAUCCAAGACCGACGCCAGUUACGUCUUUGCCAAAUUCGAGAAUGAGACUGGCUGGUCUGAUGGCAUGGCGUGGAUUUUGGGUCUUUUGCAGUCCGCAUUGAGUCUUAUAGGGUUUGAUGCAGCUCUUCACAUGACUGAAGAAAUGCCUCGCCCAUCAGAGGAUGCUCCCCGUGCAAUUUUGUACGCUGUCUUAGUAGGUGGUGUCACUGGCACAGUCUUCUUAAUCGUCAUCCUCUUCGCCAUGGUGGAUCCUGAGAUAAUCCUGACGACAGCCACAAACAUGCCAAUAUCCGAGCUUAUUCUGCAAGCCACCAAAAGUCGCGCUGCUGCCACAAUCUUAAGCCUCAUGUUCGCUGUAUGCUUCAUCAACGGCACUCUCGGUUGUAUCACCAGCGCCAGCCGACUGACAUACGCAAUGGCCCGAGACGGUGGCAUCAUAUUUCCGAGGUUCUUCUCGCAUAUUUCGCCAAACCUAGACGUCCCUGUGCGCACGAUUGGCCUCUGUUGGAUAUUCAAUGCCCUAUUUGGGCUGCUGUAUCUAGGUCCUAGCGUUGCUUUUAGCGCAUACUCAGCGUCAUGCACGAUCUUUCUGAACGUUUCUUAUGCAUCUCCGAUCAUUGUGCUGAUUGCGAGAGGGCGUGGUGUGCUUGCUCCUUACCAGACUGAGUCAACCUUCUUUAAGCUUGGGAAGACCGGUAUCUUUGUCAACUGGCUAGCCGCUCUUUUUGUGGUUAUAACAUCCAUUUUCUUCUGCUUCCCAACGUCGUUGCCAGUGUCAAGCUCUGAUAUGAACUAUGUUUCAGUGGUUAUCGGAAUAUUUUUAGUGCUCAUCACCACAUUCUGGCUAUUUUACGGAAAGAAUUUCCAGGGACCGAAAUUCAACACUAUCAUGGGUCGCCAACCGGGCCAGAUGGAAAUGAAUGCACCAAGUGUCAAUAUGGAAUCAAGUUCUGAAGUUAUGGAUGACACUGAAAAGGUGUUUAAGACAUGUUAA